AACUCCCGUGCCUGCAUGGGAGAUGCGAUGGACAUCGGUGAGACAAAUGAAGACAAGGCAAAGCUUUGGAGCAAUUACUUUCCCAACAACAGAAACUCUUUGAGAAUACCUUGAAGAGGAACAAAGAGCUUGAAGAUGAGGUGAAGGGAUUGAGGCGAGAUGUGUGCAUAGUCCUUUGUGGCAGAGCUGCCACCAACAGCUAACUUUGCGACAUUUUGACUGUCAGGUGAGUGCGUGGAAAAUAGCCUACACAACUACUGCCGAGGAGAAGGAGGCUGCAGUGAGGAAGGCCGAACAGCUCACCAAACCCCUGGAGGAUAUGAAGGCAUGCUUAUCCGUACUUGUUCUAUCGAUUUGUUAUGACUGGUUCUUCCCGCUUGAAUCUUCAGGAACACAACCCAAUCGCCCUGGCUUUACUGGACGGAGAUGGUUGCAUAUUUUCUUCACACUAUUGGAGCCAAGGAAAAAAUGGUGGACAACUUGCAGCAGCUCACCUGCACCGUGGACUCUCGGCUUCGGCGGGUCACAACUUCCGCCUAGUAACUUUGAUAUACUUUAACAGGACGGGUCUUGGAGAUACCCUUCUUUCUAGCGGGGUAUGCUCGCGAAAUGGAUUUGAGGAUUUUAUAGUCGGCUUCAAUCAAUCGGAUCCACUAUUUGUCAUGAUCGAUGUAGGCAAGGGUAAAGAGGCUGCAGACGCAAAAAUCAAGGAGAUGCUGAAAUUAUUCGCCCAUAUUCCUCAAACUAACUUGAUAUGGUUUGGAGG
Messenger RNA from Cantharellus anzutake, 766 nucleotides. RefSeq lists its product as uncharacterized. The record is from RefSeq and is a predicted model, not a curated record. The coding region runs from base 320 to 559 and encodes 79 amino acids. Lineage: Eukaryota; Fungi; Basidiomycota; Agaricomycetes; Cantharellales; Hydnaceae. The transcript is spliced from 3 exons.